Molecule: messenger RNA, 2060 nt
Organism: Ostrinia furnacalis (Asian corn borer)
Lineage: Eukaryota; Metazoa; Arthropoda; Insecta; Lepidoptera; Crambidae
Gene: PIG-T
Product: phosphatidylinositol glycan anchor biosynthesis class T
Exons: 3
Coding region: 148-1818 (556 amino acids)
Biological process (GO): attachment of GPI anchor to protein
Cellular component (GO): GPI-anchor transamidase complex
Source: RefSeq, a predicted model, not a curated record
GUCGCAGUCGCACGGGAAAAUAACAAGGUUGACAAAUUUGACAUUUGCUCCGAAUGAUAAAAAUUACUGAUACAAAUAAAAAUUAAGUAUUCAUUAAAACUAAACGUUUUUAAAUGAAUUGAGCAGUGAAACUUGAUAGAAAUAAUAAUGAUUAGUUCGUUUUUAACGUUUAUGGUCUUCUUGACCGUUGUUUCCACUGUUUACGGUGACGAUUUCAAAGAAGAAAUAUUUAUCAAACCACUGCCUCAAUCUCACCUGUAUUCCUACUUCCAGUUUACAACUCUAGUGAAUUCAGAAAAUUCAUUUUCACAUACACAUCUAUCGCCGAGGUCCUUAGGUGAAAUUAUUUCCCGAUUCCAAGUUGAUGAACUACACCUUACAUUAACAGAAGGCCAAUGGAGACACAGACAAUGGGGUUAUCCAGUCAUAGACGCGGCUCCUGGAGCUGAACUAUAUGCAUGGUUCUCGCCAGAGGUUACCGACAUAGAUGAGCAAUGGCGGAAACUAAGUGCGACCCUCUCUGGGUUAUUUUGUGCAUCCUUAAAUUUCAUAGACAAUUUUAACACUAUCACACCACAAGAUGCACUAUAUCCCACUGGCUUAUUAAAAAAGAGCUCUACGCCAAGUAAUUUACUUUUGAGAUAUGCAUCUUUACCCAGGGAAAUAGUUUGUACUGAAAAUUUAACACCUUGGAAAAAACUUCUGCCUUGUGAAUCGAGUCGAGGAUUUUCUGCAUUACUAAAUUCAAGGAUGAUACACAAUACAAACUAUCAUUCAAUCGGUGUACAUGUAAGGAAUGUAUGUGCCUCUAAAGAAUGCAAGGAGACACUUGUGGAGAUAAAACAAACAGUUUCCCUUGUAUAUGAUUAUAAAAUUAUCAACAGCAAUGACUGGUCUUUCAGAAAACUAUUUGGCCAAGGAUUGCCAGGAGCCUGUCCUCUGUCCUCUGCUAGCACUAUCUAUGUUGAUGUGUCAUCUAAUGACACUCAAUCAUUUACACUGACACCUCCACCAGAUAAAGUUGUUCUUUCGCAAAGAGGAGGCAGUGACACACACCUUGCAGUAUACAAUAUAAAAGCUGAUGGUCAAAUGGUAAACAUUGGAGCUAAGCAAAAUCCUACAGAAAAGUUGCACAUGCCUAUACCUCCACCCAUAUACUUCAACCGAUAUGUAUUGGGUUAUGGAAAAGAAUUUGGUGGAAUUGUCACAGAAAUAACUAACAAUCACUGGACUCCUAUAGAUGUAGUUUUACUAGAAAAUGCUCCAUGGUGGCUUCCCAUACAAACAAGCACUCUGAGGGUAAAUGGUGAAGCAGACAGCAAAUUAAUAAAAUCAAUGUUCUUCUCUCCUGGACGCAGCAGACAAAGACCAUACCAUCUUGAAAUUAUGAUGUCAUUACCAGCAAGAUCAACAACAACUAUCACCAUAGACUUUGAGUUUGUCUUUUUGAAAUGGCAAGAGUACCCACCUGAUGCCAAUCAUGGCUUUUAUAUUGGGUCAGCCCUUAUCUCUGCCAAUCUGCCUAUAGCCAAAAGUUACACAAGUCUGCCAAUAGAGGGAAUUACUUUUGAUUCAGUGAUCAAUGCCUCCAGCCCUUGGUAUCCAGCAGUCUUCAGGACCAACGGUGCCAUGGUAUCUUUGCCUACUCCUGACUUUAGUAUGCCAUACAAUGUAAUCUGUCUAGCUUGCACUGUAGUUGCUUUAGCAUUUGGCCCACUACACAACAUAUGCACAAAAGAAUUGGUACUGAAACCAGUUGGAACUCCUGUGUCAUUAACACAAAAACUACUGAAUUUGUUUAAAAGAAAACGAGAUUAAGGGGGAAAGUGCAGCUGAAGUAAUGUGAUAAUAAUAAUGACAGCAUAAUUACCAGUGUUGCUGACUGAUUGAAAAUUGAAAGAUACAGAGUUGGCAUUUACUAGUCAUAAUUAAAACAAAGGUUUAAAUAGAUAUGUGGUUAAAUAGAUAAGAAGAGGCAUAUUUUGCCAUUGAAGGGGGUGCCAAAGCCUUUAUGUAAACCCUAAUGUAGAAGGAAAGGAAUAUUUAACAUUAUCAAUAAG